UCAGUACUUGCAGGGAUCGGAGAACAUUUGUCCGUAGCAUGUGCUUCACUGCUUUCUCAAAGAAAGACACUACCUUGUCCAAGAGAACAAGAAACUCUGGCUUUGGGAAGAGUCCACUACUGUCUUGACCUUGCACAAGCAUAAACAAGGGGUAAUUUUUCUUGCUUGUCGUCGGAAGCAUGGGGUAAACCCCGUGCCCGGUCUGAUGUUUCAAUACGAAGGAACCCGACGGGCCCCUGGUAAAGUCCAAAGUGGCUUGACUCCGAAGACGUUGAGUUAGUAGGGAGUGACGACCUUCGUAUCGUCACCAUGAAUCUUGAGGGUCGAAGAUUUGCCACUGCGGGUUAGGAGCCCGAGAAGAUCAAACGCCAUUGAGCCGAGGACACCGUUCCACCCCUAACCCAAGGGGGAAGUGGUCCGGAGACCUGACAUCAGUCCCCCCGUCACAGAGAAGACGUUCUUGCUCCCCAGCCCUGCAGCCCACCGACGUACCCAAGUCCAGAGUAGGUCACAGAACGUGAAGCCCCCGAGUUCUUCAAUUAGUGCUGAUGGUAGAGCUGGAGCGAGGUUUUCAGGCGACCCGAAGCACGUCCCUGAGCAGUGUGGUUGAUUCUGCGGCAUCCUCAACCACCCAGGGCAGCCCCAGGACCCCUGCAGCGAUGACAAGCGCGUCACUGAGCGGUGUGAUUGAUUCUGCGGCAUCCUCAACCACCCAGGGCAGCCCCAGGACCCCCCCAGUGACCCAGGGUGCAUCGUCCAGCUGGCUCCUCGCUCUUGCUGCAUCCCCAACCACCUUGGUACAAACAGGCAGCCCCAGCAUGCCCACAGCAACCCAAAGGGUCACAAGUGCAGGUACACCCACUCUGCACGCAGCAUCCAGGCGCUGCGAGAAAAAGUGUGCAACGACGCAGACAGCAGGCUUGCAAAGAAAUGCACGUGUGGUCUUUCACUGA
Ixodes scapularis (black-legged tick) is the source of this 953-nucleotide messenger RNA. RefSeq lists its product as uncharacterized. The transcript has 5 exons. NCBI's taxonomy places the organism in Eukaryota, Metazoa, Arthropoda, Arachnida, Ixodida, Ixodidae. The record is from RefSeq and is a predicted model, not a curated record. Bases 549 to 953 code for a protein of 134 amino acids.